Molecule: messenger RNA, 3013 nt
Organism: Coregonus clupeaformis (lake whitefish)
Lineage: Eukaryota; Metazoa; Chordata; Actinopteri; Salmoniformes; Salmonidae
Product: surfeit locus protein 4
Exons: 5
Coding region: 1341-2000 (219 amino acids)
Biological process (GO): Golgi organization
Cellular component (GO): endoplasmic reticulum-Golgi intermediate compartment; endoplasmic reticulum; membrane
Source: RefSeq, a predicted model, not a curated record
CAGAAGGGAGAAGCUGUAAAAGCUGAGAUCUGUGGUGCUGUCUUCGCAGCCAGGAUCAGGAAGUAUGUGGAAAAGCAUGCUCGAAUGAAGAUCGAGAGAUGGUUCCAUCUACUUGACAGUCAAACGGUCUUGGGAGCCAUUCAAAGAGUCAGUUAUGGGUACAAAACCUUCUUUGCAAAUAGAGUGGGUGAAAUCCAGAAGGCUGGACAAGUGCAAGACUGGUGGUGGAUCCGUGGGGAUCUAAACAUAGCUGACAUCAUAACAAGAGGGGGUGCUCCUGAAGAUUUGAAGGAGAAUUCCACAUGGCAAAAUGGACCAGAGUUCCUAAAGUGGCCAGUGGAGGAGUGGCCUAUAAAAUCAGCUGGAGAGGUUGCAGCUCAUGCCAGGGAGAGUGUAAACAAGCUCCAGAGGAAGGCAUUCUCAGGUGCAUUAACAAGUGCUCAAGCAAGAAGUAGUCAGCAGAAAGAAGACCUACAAGGCACUCAGGAAAGUCAACUCUAAGCAGACUGACAGUGUACAAAGAUGUGAACUCUGGGCUGCUAGUUUGUGGAGGCAGAAUUCAGACAUUCAACGAAGAUAAGACAGCAGUGCCAGUUUUACCCUUUGAAGCAUGGGUGUCUACACUGCUGGCACAAGAAUCCCACAAAGCAAAUCACGAGGGAGUGGCGGGAACCCUUCUCCGGAUGAGGAAGAAAGCCUGGGUAAAUUCAAUCCAAAGGGAGACCCUGGAGAUUUCCAGUUUGAUGGCUACCCUUACAAAAGACUUAAACAUAUUCAAGCAGAGUUAAGCCAUUUCUGGAAGAAGUGGAGCCAAUUGGCUGGACCUAAUCUGUUCAUAAGGAACAAAUGGCACACCAAAGAGCGAAAUGUUGCUGUUGGAGAUGUGGUCUGGUUGGCUGACCAAAACGCCCUAAGAGGACAGUACAAGCUGGCUAGAGUGGUCGGUGUCAAUGCUGACAGCAAAGGCAUCGUAAGAGAUGUGCUUGUGAAGACUUUUCCCAGCUAUCCUGUUCACCUCACAAAGUCAAACAGCAAAAAAGGGCCCACAAGAGCAAACGGUGAAAGAACGAAGAGGCUUCAAACCAAAAUCCCAGCCACAAUUCUUCAUAGAGAUGUCAGACGCCUUGUCAUUCUACUUCCCAUUGAAGAACAAACAGAGGUGUGAAGGGCUUGUGUGACCUCUCUGGAUUUGAAAAAAACAGGAGCUUAAGUGGGAGGUGUUGAGCUGAAUCUCAGGAGUGAGUCAAAGAACUACACUUCCCAGAGUGCACCAGCAGCAGCAAACCGGCUGCUUGUCACCUGAUCAGUCAUUUUCACUGAUUUGGAGCACCUGUGAAGGCAUGGAGGGGCUCAGUCAUUCAGAAGAACACAUUUCAGAGAGAAGACUCCAAGUUCAGUCACAGGUUCAGUCCAAAGACGCCAAUGGUGGCUGUGUCCUUAUCCUCAGUAGGAAUUUUGUCCAGUAUGCUUGCUUUGCAUUAUUUGGAAUCCUUGCUUUACAGACUAUUGCCUACAGCAUUUUAUGGGAUCUUAAAUUCUUGAUGAGGAACCUGGCCCUGGGCGGGGGGCUCCUGCUGUUGCUAGCCGAGUCGCGCGGGGAGGGGAAGAGCAUGUUUGCUGGGGUGCCGUCCAUGGGAGAGCACUCGCCCAAGCAGUACAUGCAGCUGGGAGGACGGGUUCUCCUGGUGCUCAUGUUCAUGACCCUGCUGCACUUUGACCCCAGCUUAAUCUCUAUUCUGCAGAACCUGGUGGGCACAGCUCUGAUUGUGCUGGUGGCAAUCGGCUUCAAGACCAAGCUGGCUGCCCUCACCCUGGUGCUGUGGCUGUUUGCAGUCAACGUAUACUUCAAUGCCUUCUGGACGGUGCCCACCUACAAGCCCAUGCACGACUUCCUCAAGUAUGAUUUCUUCCAGACCAUGUCGGUGAUCGGUGGGCUGCUGCUGAUUGUUGCACUGGGGCCUGGCGGGGUGUCCAUGGACGAGAAGAAGAAGUUGUGGUGAGACUCGACCCAAGUUACCAGGAACGGGACCCCCCCCCCCAUGGCCUAAGCAGUACGCACCUCCUCCCUCCCCUCAGCACUGUUUCAUUCUCCAUCUGUCGCACUCCCUCUCACUAACUUCUCCGGGACUGUCCUCCACAGGCACUUUUACAAAUGUUUUGCAGUCUUUAUUUUGCUACUGUAGCUCGUCGUGACAUGGCCAUCGCUCGAUUUGGGGAUAUCCAAGACAUCGCUUUUUUUAUAUAUCUUUUUGUUUAGUGACCAAUUUUCUAGGUAUUGUCUUUUAACGGUGUAUUUGUACCAUUUAUAUACUGUAAUUGUUUCAUGCUUCAUUUGCUAUUUUUUUUGUGCAUCUUUUGUCUAUGCUUUCGAUAAUGCCAGCCCCUAACCAAAGACACAAGCCACUGUUUUAGAGGACACGUUUUACACUAUUGUGUAUAAAUUAUGGUGAUUUGCUUUUGUGCUGAUUUGAGAAUAGAUACAUUACUAUAUUUAUGGUCAGGUUUUUUCUAUGAGGGGGCAAAUACAGUACUUUCUAUCAAAUAUUUUAGGUUAGGAAGGGAUAAAAAAGAGUACUAUUGGCAAGUCACAAUUUGAAAGUUAAAUGAAAAAGCAUGAUAGCUGCUUUUUUUUGUAUUUGUCUUAGUUAUUCUAUUUGUGUGCCUAUUCAAAUGCCUUGUAGACUCCCAUGAACACCUCAGGCCUAUCCAUCUCAUGUACAGACAUUUUCACAUGAGGGGAUUUCUAUUCUGUUCUUUAUUUUGUUACAAGUAUAAUGAUUCCUCAUUGCCUGUUAAACUAUUCCAUAUGACAAAUGUGAGUGCUGUCAGUUGAGUCCAACGUUUACAAUUGGUUAAUUAUAGUAUUCUAUGUCAUCCAGCACAACAGGGCAAUUUAGCUUUAUCAUUGGUCUCACUGUGUUCUUCCAUUUUUAAAAAAUAAUGAUUUUCUAUUGUUUUUGUUUAUAAAUCAUAAACAAAAGAAUAAACUGUGUUUAUUAUGGCUAAAUGUGUA